AUGCGGGUGCUGGAGGAGGACCUCUUCCCCUCCACCCCAGGCAAGGUGAAGAUCGAGCGGGCGGGCUCCAUGAACCGGCAGCUCCACCGCUGCUUCGCGUCCACCAGCACCAUGUUCCUGUGGGCGCUGUUCCUCAUCGCCAUGACGGCGUCUUACCUCAGCUUCAAGUCCUUCGUCGACACCUCCUCCAAGUACAUCGCCGCGUCAUGGGGCGGCCUGCACUGGGAGCGGCAGAUCCGCGCGUCCGCCGCGCCCAGGCGGCCCCCAGGUUCCGCCGCCGGGGCCGGGAUGUCGGUGCUGGUGACCGGCGCCUCGGGCUUCGUCGGCACCCACUGCUCCAUCGCGCUCCGCAAGCGCGGCGACGGCGUCGUCGGCGUCGACAACUUAAACGCCUACUACGACCCGUCACUCAAGAAGGCGCGCAAGGCGCUGCUCGCCUCCCACGGGGUGUUCGUCGUGGAGGGCGACAUCAACGACGGCCACCUCCUGGCCAAGCUCUUCGACGUCGUGCCCUUCACCCACGUGCUCCACCUCGCCGCGCAGGCCGGCGUGCGCUACGCCAUGGAGAACCCGGCCUCGUACGUGCACUCCAACAUCGCCGGCCUCGUCACGCUCCUCGAGGCCUGCAAGGACGCCGACCCGCAGCCAGCCAUCGUCUGGGCCUCGUCGUCCUCCGUCUACGGCCUCAACGACAAGGUCCCCUUCUCGGAGCGCGACCGCACCGACCAGCCGGCCUCGCUCUACGCGGCCACCAAGAAGGCCGGCGAGGAGAUCACGCACACGUACAACCACAUCUACGGCCUCUCCAUCACCGGCCUCCGCUUCUUCACCGUGUAUGGGCCUUGGGGCCGCCCCGACAUGGCCUACUUCUCCUUCACCCGCAACAUCCUGCAGGGGAAGCCCAUCACGGUGUACCGCGGCAGGGACCACGUCGACCUGGCCCGCGACUUCACCUACAUCGACGACAUUGUCAAGGGCUGCCUCGGCUCCCUGGACACGGCCGGCAAGAGCACUGGCACCGGCGGCAAGAAGCGCGGGCCGGCGCCCUACAGGAUCUUCAACCUCGGCAACACCUCGCCCGUCACGGUGCCCAACCUGGUGUCCAUCCUGGAGAAGCACCUCCGCGUCAAGGCCAAGAAGCACGUGGUCGAGAUGCCCGGCAAUGGCGACGUGCCCUUCACCCACGCCAACAUCUCCCUCGCCAGGGAGCAGCUCGGGUACAAGCCCACCACCAACCUCGACGUCGGCCUCAAGAAGUUCGUCAAGUGGUACCUGUCCUACUACGGCUACACCAGGGGAUCCAAGAACUCGCGACAAUGA
Miscanthus lutarioriparius is the source of this 1320-nucleotide messenger RNA. Lineage: Eukaryota; Viridiplantae; Streptophyta; Magnoliopsida; Poales; Poaceae. The record is from the annotation of a GenBank genome assembly.